AUGUCUGUUUCGGAACUGCAGAAUUCGGACUCGCCUUCGCAAACCUCCAAGCCUAACAACGAGUUUCUGGACGGGCGAAAAAUCCCCCCUUACGCCUGGAAAAAGUCCAUUCUGGACUGGUGGAGCCACUCGUGGAGCAAGACCUAUUCCGACAGCAACAUCGAAACCAGGCUCCUUUCGUUCUUGCCAUUCUUCCCAAAGCCCGACGGUCUGCGCAAGGCCCAACUUAUUGAUACUGAUGUCGGAGGCGGGAAUUUCAUCCACGAAUUCUACAUUGAAAACACGGCUGCCCCAGAUCCUAGUCAUGGCUCAUCGGCACUCGCGGCAAGCCCCGUCAAAGACAUUGUUCUUAUCCACGGGUAUGCGGCAUCGCUCGGUCUCUUUUUCGAUAAUUUCGACCGGUUGUCGUCGAUUCCCGGCGUGCGCAUACAUGCAAUCGACAUGCUUGGGUUCGGCUUCUCGUCGAGACCGGAUUACCCCAAAUACAAAAAUGACACUGUUGCCCAAGUCCAGCAAAACGAGGACUGGUUCAUCGACUCGAUCGAGGAGUGGCGCAAGCGCCGUGGGAUCGAGAAGUUCGUGCUCAUCGGCCAUUCUUUUGGCGGCUACCUCAGCUGUGCCUAUGCAAUGAAGUACAACCAGAAGCGGAUCGACGAAAACAAGCAAAGCUUGAUAGACAAAUUGAUUCUUCUCAGUCCCGUGGGUGUUGAGCGCCACGCAAACUCUCUCUUGAAGGACAAGUUCGAGUCUGCCCAUCAGGUGUCGUUUUCCGAGCGGGCUGCCGAGAAUUUGGAGGAGCCCGAAGUGGAAAUCUCCCGUGAAAUCACAAGCAACCAAGAAGACAUUAUCGCCGGCUCGGACCACUCGAGCAGCGAGACUCUUGCGAACGCAGAACCCAACGGCUCGCCCAAGGCUGUGGAUCCCGAGAAGUCCAAGUCCUUGCGCCAGAAAAUCAUUCCUUGGCUCUGGGAGAAACACGCGUCGCCUUUUGCCAUUGUACGCAGAUGCGGGCCCAUCCGGUCGAAAAUGAUCUCCCGAUGGACCACGCACCGGUUUUCGCAUGUUUACUACACCAACCCGGAGAAAUUCCAGGGCAUCCACGACUAUUUCUAUCGAGUGUUCAACGGGGCAGGGAGCGGCGAGUACGCCAUCACGCGGAUUUUAGCUUACGGAGCCCUUGCCAGGCUACCCUUGCUUGACCGGUGCCCCGAAAAAUUUGUGCAGAUGGACCUCCCCACUUUGUGGCUCUACGGAGACAAGGACUGGAUGAACAGAGACGCAGGCAAGGAGAUGGUGAAGGAAAUCAACGGCCUUUGCGAGUCUAAGGGUAGGCCCGAGCUCGCCAAGUUCGGCGUGAUCAGCAAUGCCGGCCACCACUUGUACUUGGAUAACCCAGACGAAUUUGCCGACACGAUUUUCGGCUUUUUGGACAAAAGCGAGGGCUGA
Molecule: messenger RNA, 1446 nt
Organism: Metschnikowia bicuspidata var. bicuspidata NRRL YB-4993
Lineage: Eukaryota; Fungi; Ascomycota; Pichiomycetes; Serinales; Metschnikowiaceae
Exons: 1
Coding region: 1-1446 (481 amino acids)
Biological process (GO): cardiolipin acyl-chain remodeling
Cellular component (GO): mitochondrial inner membrane
Molecular function (GO): A2-type glycerophospholipase activity
Source: RefSeq, a predicted model, not a curated record